Messenger RNA from Raphanus sativus (radish), 1003 nucleotides. Its product is annotated as protein MADS AFFECTING FLOWERING 5. The record is from RefSeq and is a predicted model, not a curated record. Lineage: Eukaryota; Viridiplantae; Streptophyta; Magnoliopsida; Brassicales; Brassicaceae. The transcript is spliced from 7 exons. Gene Ontology annotation, molecular function: DNA-binding transcription factor activity, RNA polymerase II-specific; protein dimerization activity; RNA polymerase II cis-regulatory region sequence-specific DNA binding. Gene Ontology annotation, cellular component: nucleus. The coding region runs from base 145 to 744 and encodes 199 amino acids. Gene Ontology annotation, biological process: regulation of transcription by RNA polymerase II.
UUUUGAUAAAACUUCUAAAUAAUAUCUGCCAAAAUAAAAUAAAAAACAGAAAAAUAAAAAGAUAGAAAACGUUUCAGUGUCUCCGACCAACUAUACGACCAUCUGAAUCGGAUUAGGGUAUAAGACUAGUCGGAGAAAGAAGUCAUGGGAAGAAGAAAAGUGGAGAUCAAACGAAUUGAGAGCAAAAGCAGUCAACAAGUCACUUUCUGUAAACGCCGCAAUGGUCUCAUAGAGAAAGCUCGUCAGCUCUCAGUUCUUUGUGAAUCAUCAGUGGCCAUUCUAAUGGUUUCCUCCACCGGAAAACUCUAUAGCUCCUCCUUUGGCGAUAGCAUGGCCAAAAUCAUCAAGCGUUAUGAGAUACAACAUGCUGCUGCACUUAAAAACAUGGAUCUAGCAGAGAAAUCUCGGAAUUAUCUUUCACACAAGGAGUUACUGGAAAUAGUCAAGUGCAAGCUUGAUGAAGCGAAUCUCGAUGAUGCAAGUGUAGAGUCUCUAAUUUACCUGGAAGGGCAGUUCAAGGCUGCUCUGUCUGUAACUAGAGCUAGGAAGACAGAACUAAUGUGGGAGCUUGUGAAAAAUCUUGAAGAGAAGGAAAAACUGUUGAGAGAAGAGAAUCACAUUUUGGUUAGCCAGCUAGCAAAGAUGGAGAAGAAGAGGCUUCCGGAAACAGAGGAUGAAGGAGCAAUGUCAUCGGUAAAUAGCUACGGCAACAGCCCACCGAAGACCCUCCCGCUUCUAAAGUAACAAUCAUCAUCAUCGGCUGCUUUUGCACCAUAUCCUGGUUUUAAAUAAAUGUAAAAAAAAUCAUAUAUGUAUCCUAAACAUCCUCUUCUUCACCUGAUCAUACGGAAAGUUGAAGAAAAGAAACUCAGGGAAAUCAUUAAACUAUCUUUGCUGUUACCUUUGGAGACAUGACCACAGUUUCAUAUGGUUUCUAUGUUUUGUAUGAUCUUGUGUUGAAAAGUAUGACUUAUUGAGCUUAUAAAAAGUCUUGAUUUCUUCA